UUCAAUUCCCCUGUUUCCCAGAGGCUGGUACAUUUUCACAGCUAUGGUUUCUCAUAGCUGAAGCUACGGUUUUGGAUUGUUAUCACACACCUUCUACUGAAGACUGAGCUAUUCCCCCUCCUGACAGAUGGAAUUCAACAGCCCGAGAACAUUCCAAUGGAGUUUACUGUUUCUAUUAAUAGGCUUGGCAUUUUCGGAGCUGGCAUCAGGAAAAGCCGAAGAUGUGUUGCCAGCUCGCUGCAGCCUCUUUGGGAAAGAGCACAUCCAGACGUUUGAUGGGACGUUGUACGACUUUCCUGGGGACUGUAGUUACAUGCUGGCAGGGGACUGUCAGAAGAGAUCCUUCUCACUGCUAGGUGAUUACCAUAAUGGACAGCGAAAAGGCGUGACGGUUUUCCUCGGUGAAUUCUUCGAACUUCACCUCUCUUUGGAGGGAGCAGUGACUCAAGGAGAAACCAGGCUCUCACUACCUUAUGCCUCUAAUGGGGUUUUUGUGGAGUUGGAGCUGGGUUACUACAAGCUAUGGAGUGAAGAGUAUGGCUUUGUGGUGAGGAUCGACAGUACUGGCAACAUCAAUGUGGUCCUCUCCGAAGAGCAUUUUAACAACACCUGUGGACUGUGUGGCACCUUCAACGGCAUACCUGCUGAUGACUACAUGGCGCAGGAAGGAUUCUUAACGGACAGUAGCUACGACUUCGCCAACUCCUGGGCCCUGCAUGGGGCCGGAGAGCCCUGCCGAAGAGUUUCCCCUCCCAGUCAGACCUGCAACGUGUCCAGCGAGGCUGCAGGGGAGCUGAUGUCACGGUGCGGUGCCCUGCGGAAUUCUCCGGUGUUCCUGCGGUGCGCCCACGUCAUCGAUCCCGAGCCCUUUGCCUCUCUCUGCGAGCAGGACGUGUGCCACUGCGGGAGUAACGCGGAGUGCCAGUGCCAGGCUUUCCUGGAGUACAGCAGGAGCUGCGCCUUCAAGGGCGUGAUUCUUCAGGGCUGGCAGAGAGAAAGCCAGUGUGCUCCCACGUGUCCCCUCGGCAUGGUGUACAGUGACUGCACGAGCCCCUGUGCCAUUCACACCUGCCAAGGCCUGAACAUCAAUGAGGUGUGCCAGGAGGAGUGUGUGGAUGGCUGUACCUGCCCCCCGGGGAAGGUUCUGGAUGGAGACAGCUGUGUGGAGGCCUCUCGAUGCACCUGUGUCCACACCAGCAAGCGCUACCCACCAGGCUCCAGCAUUGCACAAGACUGCAACACCUGUGUUUGCAGACAUGGCUUGUGGGAAUGCUCGAAUGAGGACUGCCCUGGGGAGUGCUUUGUCACCGGACAGUCUCACUUCAAAAGCUUUGACAACAAGUUCUUCACCUUCAGCGGGACCUGCCAAUACUUGUUUGCUAAAGACUGCCAAAGCAACCUCUUUUCUGCUGUCAUCGAAACUGUUCAGUGUGCAGAUGACCAAGAUGCUGUGUGCACAAGGUCGGCCACGUUACGUUUCCAUGAAAUGGCCAACAUGACCAUUAAAAUGAAGCAUGGAGGUGUGGUGUCUGUGGAUGGAAUGGACAUUCAAACUCCUUUAGCACAAGGACCCCUCCGCAUUCAAAAAACCGUCAUGUCUUCAGUGAGACUCGCAUACAAUGACGACUUCCAGGUGGACUGGGAUGGACGAGGCAAACUCCUGCUUAAGCUGGGACCCGUGUUUGCGGGAAAAACCUGCGGCCUGUGUGGGAACUACAACGGGAACCAGGGCGACGAUUUCAUGACGGCAGCGGGGCUGGAGGAGACCCAAGUGGAGGAUUUCGGCAACGCCUGGAAGCUGAACGGGGACUGCAGGAACAUGGUGAAGCAGGACGCCGAUCCCUGCAUUCUCAAUCCCAAAAGAGUGCGCUACGCGGAGGAGUCCUGCUCUGUGCUCCUGUCCGCAAAGUUUGAGCCCUGCCACUACGAGGUGAACCCGGCCCCCUUCGUGAAAAACUGCCGCUAUGACGUCUGCUCCUGCUCCGACGGGAAGGAGUGCCUGUGCUCGGCCGUCUCCAGCUACGCCACGGCCUGUGCCCGCAAGGGAGUCGUCAUCAACUGGAGGAGCGCCAAGUUCUGCGAUAUGAGCUGCCCGGAGGACCAGGUGUACGAGCAGUGUGGGAGCCCCUGUAACCAGACCUGUCGCUCGUUGUCGCUGCCUGACACCGACUGCCGGGACCUGUGUAUGGAGGGCUGCUUCUGCCCCCAGGGGCUCUACGUGACCGACACUGGGGAGUGUGUGGACAAGACCCAGUGCUCCUGCUACCACGAUGGAGAGAUCUACCAGCCCAACGACAUCUUCUCUGAUCACUCCACUAUCUGUUACUGUGAGGAUGGCGCGAUGCGCUGCAGCUCCAAUGAAGUCCCAGGAGCUAUGCUCUCGGAUCUGUUAUUCAAUGACCUGGUACACCCCAGAGUGCGAAGAUCCUUGACGUGUCGGCCACCAAUGAGUAUGUUUGUGUGCAGCAGCCACAGGGACGAGGGCACUGAGUGCACCAAGACCUGUCAAAACUAUGACCUGGAGUGUGUGAGUCCGGGCUGUGUCUCAGGCUGCAUGUGUCCUGCUGGGACGGUCAGAUACAGGAACUACCAGUGUCUCUCCCCAGAGCUCUGCCCCUGUUUCCACAAUGGGAAGGAAUACAGUCCUGGGCAGACAAUCAGCAGUGACUGCAACACUUGCGUGUGCCGCAACAGGAAGUGGGAGUGCAGUCAGCGAGUGUGUGACGGCUCCUGUCAGGCCAUCGGCGAGUCCCAUUACCUGACCUUUGAUGGGCUGAAGUAUACCUUCCCUGGGCUCUGUCAGUAUGUGUUGGCACAGGAUCACUGCAAUGGCAAUGAGGGCACCUUCCGCAUCCUAGUGGAGAACGGUGUCUGCGGAGGUCCAGGGCAGAAAUGCUCAAAGAUCAUCACUGUGGUUUACAAGGGAGGAGUCAUAGAGAUGGCACAUGGAGAGGUGAAUAUGCAGAAGCCUGUGGUGCACGAGACUGAGGUGGAGAUAAUAAAGUCAGGCCUGUUCUACAUUGUGCUGCUUGGGAAGGAUCUAUCAGUCACAUGGGACAGGGGCACCCGCAUCAUUGUCCAGCUCAAAGGACACUACAGGGAGAAAGUGUGCGGCCUCUGUGGCAACUUCGAUGGCAAUCAGAACAAUGACCUGCUGAGCAGCAACAACCAGCUGGAGGUGGAGCCGGCGGAUUUUGGGAAUUCCUGGAAAGUCCAGCCGAGCUGCGCUGACGCCUCUCAGGUUCCUUCUCAAUGCAGUGACAAUGUCAUGAAGCUGGUCUCCGUGGAGCAGACUUGUCUCAUUCUCACCAGCGAACUCUUCAAGCAGUGCAACAGUGUGGUUAACCCAGAACCCUACUGGGAGAUCUGUACUCAUGACACCUGCUCCUGCAAAUCCAUUGGCGACUGCACGUGCUUCUGUGAUGUUAUAGCAGCCUACGCCCACAAGUGUGCCCAGAGAGGAGUAGUCAUCCACUGGAGAUCCAACAGCCUGUGUCCCCUGAGCUGUCAGGAGCUGAACAAAGCGGAGCCCGAGUUCGAGUGCGAGUGGAGAUACAACACCUGCGCCCCCGCGUGCCCUGUGACCUGCCAGCACCCGGAGCCCCUGCCCUGCCCGAAGAUGUGCGUGGAGGGCUGCCAUGCCACCUGUCCGCCAGGGAAGAUCCUGGAUGAGGUGGCUAUGAGGUGUGUGGAGCCAGGAGAGUGCCGCGUGUGUCUUCAUGAGGGCAGGAGAGUCGCUCACGGGAAGAAAAUCAUCUUGAACCAUGAGAUCCCAGAGCUGUGUCAGAUCUGCCACUGCGAGAAUGAUAACCUGACCUGCGAGAGAUGCCCGGUGGAGAUUGUGACCACUACCGCUGCUUACGUCCCCACCACCCCCACUCCAGAGCCCUUCUCCACCCCUGUGCCAGAGGAAGCGUGUGACCGCGCGAUGGACCUGGCCUUCCUGGUGGACGGCUCCUCGUACCUGUCCGAGGCGGACUUCGAGGCGGUGAAGCGAUUCAUCAUCACGGUGAUGGAGCAGUUCCGCAUGGGCUCGGCUCACACCCGGGCCACCAUCUUGCAGUUCCACUCGGGCGUCAAGAGCUACGAGAUGCAGGUGCAGAAGCGCGUCUUCAAGAAGAUGGUGAGGGGCAUGAAGUACAGCGGCGGGGAAACGGCGUUCAUGGACGAGGCCCUGAAGUACCUGGCCGUCUUCAUCUACGACAAGGACAAGCGCGAGCACGCCGAGCGAGUGGCGGUGCUGCUGACCGCCAGCACCAACCCCCGGUCCAUGAAGACCACCCAGAGGCUGCUGAAGAAGAAAGCCAUCACCACGGUAACCAUCGGCCUUGGCCCAGACGUCAGCACUGCCCAGAUCAACGAGAUCACCAAAGCCUCCAAAAACAGCCGGGCCUACAUCCUCAACAGCGUCGACGAGCUUGACGAGCGCACAGGCGAAAUCACCAACUACAUGUGCACUCUGGGGCUCACACCUCUUGUCCCCAAGCCGCCAACUAAAAGGCCACCGGUUUCUCAGUCCUCGUCCACCGGGACUCCCGUGGGUCCCACAGUGAGGCGUGUCACUUCACAAACACCGCCGCCCACUCACCUGGCGCUUACCAUGCUCCCCAGCCUCACGGCCGUCAAGGACUUGACCUUCGUCAUCGAAGGAUCGGACAAAGUCGGGGAGGAGAACUUCAACAAAACCAGGGAGUUCCUGGAGAAGGUCAUCACAGAGCUGCCUGUAGGGGAGGAGACGAUCCGCAUCACCAUCGUCCAGUACUCCUUCACCACCACCAUCGAGUACUCUUACAGAGAAACCCAGGAGAAGACGACCAUCCUGGACAGAGUGCGGAAGAUGCAGUGGCAUGGAGGGAACGCUACCAACACUGGCAAGGCGGUACAGACGGUGUCAGAAAGCACCUUCACAAAAAGCCAGGGAGGAAGGGAUCAGGUGCCCAAGCUGGUCUUCCUGGUUACAAGCAACACACCCACCGACAAGAUCACCAGGCACACCGAGACGUCCGACGUGCAGGUCUUCCCCAUCGGAGUGGGGCCCUCCAUCAGAGAGAUCGACCUUGAGCCCCUCAGCCACCCACGGAGACCCCUUAUAGUUCCAGAUUACACCCAGCUUCAGGACGUGGUGACGCAGGUGGUUCAUCAGGCAGUGCUGCCUGAAAACUACUAUCAUACCACAACCACAACGUCUGCCCCUGCCCCCAUGACAACGCUGUCUCCUUCAGUGCCCUGCGACAAGCCCAUGGAUGUGAUUUUCAUUCUGAAAGAGAGCUCGGAUAGGUCCUCCCCCCAGUUUGAAGACAUGAAGACCUUUGUCAAGGCUUUUAUCAACAAAGCAAAUAUCGGUCCCACAGGAACACAAGUGUCGGUUCUCCAGUACGGCGACACGAACACGAUUGAUGUCACCUGGAAGGAUCGGCAGAGCAGGGAGAACCUUGUGAGGCUGGUUGACGCCAUGAGCAAGAGGAAGGCCACCUCCACUAGACUAGGUGCUGCCCUGCACUUCGCCGUCCAGAAUGCCAUAUCCUCAGGCAGCGGAGGCCGGCCUGGAGUGGCCAAGAUUGCAGUGAUUAUCGUGACGGACAUGUCUCAGGAUCCAGUGGAACAAGCGGCUAACGAGGCCCUGACAGCUGGUUUAUCCGUGUUUCCGAUUGGCGUGGGAACGCGCUACGAUAAGAGCCAGCUCGCCACCUUGGCAGGGCACAACAUGGAGAGCAACAUCCUUCACCUCAACCACAUGGACGACCUGGUUGUGAUGGUCACCCUGGGGCACACGUUCAUUGACAAGCUUUGCCGAGCGGGUCCUCCAGGCAAAUGCAUAGAUGACGAUGGAAAUGAAAGAAAGCCUGGGGAGACCUGGGUCCUCUCUGACAAGUGCCACAGCUUGCUGUGCCACCCGAAUGGAAUCGUGACCAUCCAGAGCCACAACAUCAACUGCGAGAGGAUGGAGAGGCCCACAUGCAAGAACAACCUGCGCAGCGUGAAAAUCGAGGAGCCCUGCGGUUGCCGAUGGGCUUGUCCAUGCAUGUGCAUGGGCAGUUCAACCAAUCACGUGGUCACAUUCGAUGGACUGGCCUUCAAGCUGAACGGAUUCUGCUCCUAUGCGUUGCUCCAGGACAUUGGGCAAGGCAUUGAGAUUAUACUCCAUAACGGGCAGUGUGAGGCAUCUCCAAACCAGAUCUGCAUGAGAUCUAUAGAGGUGAAAGCUGCUGGAGUCUCUCUGGUGCUACAUGAUGACAUGAAGGUAACACUGAAUGGGAUGGAGACUCCUAUUCCCAUCACCACAAGGGGAAUGGAAGUUAAUCAGUAUGGAGCCAUCAUGCACAGAGUGGGGCUGAAGAACUCGGGUCACAUAGUGACUUUCACUCCUAGAAAUAACGAGUUUACAAUCCAGUUGGGCCCCACAGAAGUUUCUAACAAAACAUCUGGGCUUUGUGGAUACUGCGACCAGGAUGAGCUCAACGACUUCACUCUGAGGGACGGCUCUAUAACGACGGAGAGCAGCGUGUUCAUUAAGGAGUGGACUGUCCAGGAGCCCUGGGGCACCAGCUGUGAAACCUUGAAGGUCAGCGAGGUCUGCACUCAGCAGGCCAGUGACCAGUGUCAAAUCCUCCAGUCCUCUCUGUUCGCCAGGUGUCGCAAACUGGUGUCGCCCGCUCCCUUCCUGGCUCUUUGCAAACAGAGCAGCUGCUCUGGUGGAGAAAUCUGCGACGUCGUGUCAGCCUAUAGUCACCUGUGCCGGCUACAGGGCAUCUGUGUCAACUGGAGAUCGACAGACUUCUGUGCCAUGCCUUGCCCCAGCACGAUGGUGCUCGACAGCUGUAGGACCGGCUGUGUGGAGGAGUGCGACCCAGCGAACAACACCACGCUGUGCAUGGAGAUCCCCACAGAGGGCUGCUUCUGUCCCAGGGGCAGCGUCUUCCACAACGGUGCCUGUGUCAGCAAGCAAGCCUGCUCUCAGUGUGUGGAUGAAGAAGGAGUGGUCCACCAGCACCUUGACACCUGGGUGCCCUCCCGCGACGCCUGUCAGAUCUGCAUGUGUCUAGACAACAGGCAAAUCAACUGCACUUCACGACCGUGCUCCAGCUCCAAAGAACCAGUCUGUGGACCGUGUGAAGUCCUGCGAGAGAAGAGAGGCCCCCAGUGCUGUACCGAGUAUGAAUGUGUGUGUGAUCUGGUGACCUGUGACCUCCCCGCCAUGCCUAAAUGUGGGGCUGGACUGACAGUCGUCCUGACGAACCCCGGAGAGUGCAAGCCGGUUUAUGAGUGUGCCUGUAAGAAGGAAGAGUGCCUUCUGCAGAGCAGGCCCUCUUGCCCUUCCCACAGGCGGCUCGAGGUGAAGAAGACACAGUGUUGCGAUGAAUACGAGUGCGUCUGCAGCUGCCAGAACUCCACCAUCACCUGCCCUCUGGGCUACAUCACCACCACAGUGGUCAACGACUGUGGCUGCAGCGAGGUCAGCUGUGUCCCCGACAAAGUCUGUGUCCACUCUGGUGUGGCGUACCACGUUGGGAAUGAGUGGGAAGACUCCUGUAAAACCUGCAGCUGCACAGACAGGCAGGACAGAGUCACGGGCCUGCACAUCGUGGAGUGCACUGAAAAAGUCUGCAAUGAGAUCUGCCCCUUGGGUUCUACAUACAUGAGAGCCCCAGAUGCAUGCUGUGGCAGGUGUAAGACAACCUCCUGUCUGGAAAACGUUGUUGGAAGGCCCAUGGGUGAUAUGGAUGUUUCUGGCCGUUUGCGCAUGGUGGGGGAGAAGUGGCGGUCUCCCCAGAAGCCAUGUGUCAUCAACGAGUGCGUGCGGAUCAACGAGGAGGUCUUCAUCAAUCAGUACAACGUGUCCUGCACUCAGAUGGACACCCCCAAAUGCCCCCUGGGCACCGAGCUUCGCUGCAACAACUUAGACGGCUGCUGUCCCACCUGCCAAUGUGUUCCCCUUGAUGCCUGUGUCAUGAACAACACUAUCAUUGGGGCGGGGGAGAGCCUGAUGGUGGACCUGUGCACGCACUGCGAGUGCUCCAUGGAGCAGGGCCUGCUGAGAAGGUUCCGCCUGUCCUGCAAGAGGAUCACCUGCACACCCUGCCCACUGGGUUACAGGUUCGAGCAAGUUACAGGCUCUUGCUGUGGAAAAUGCAUUGCAACAUCCUGCACCAUCCAACUGAAGGAUGGAACAAUCACAACUCUGAAGGCAAAUGAAACCCGGCAGGAGGGAUGCUUCGUCUAUACCUGCAAAAUCAAUAAACAGGAUGAUUUGGUGCUGGAAACAAAAAUAACUACCUGCCCUCCAUUUGACAAGGCCAGCUGCCUGGCUGAAGGGGGCAAAGUCACCCAACUGGGCAACAGCUGCUGUGAGACUUGUACUGAGCCCGAGUGUAAAAAAACCGCCGGAGUCCUGAAGUAUAUUAAAAUUGACGACUGCAUGUCUCGGGAUCGGAUUGACAUUCAUUACUGCGAGGGGAAAUGCACCAGCAAGUCUGUCUAUUCUCUGGAGACGCAUAAGGUGGAAAAGCAGUGCGUGUGCUGCUCGGCCAAAGGCACCGAGACGAUGCUGGUCCCUCUACAGUGCGCCAACGGCACUGUGCUGCAGCACGAGAUCUUCACCGUCACGGCCUGUGACUGCCUCUCUCACAGAUGCGAAGGAGAGUGACAGGGGUCCGACAAGAUCGGCCUCUGAUCACUACUGCGGGCUGUGACAUCCCAGACCUCCACAGACCACGGCAGGGCAGACGCCUCUGCCAAACUUGUACUCACUCCCUACUUUACAUUACUGGACAAAUCUGCAUGCAAAAUGGCUGCAUGACUGGUUUUGUUACACUGCAUUUUACUACUGGGGAAUAAACCUAGCACAACACCUCCAAGUAGCUCGUUGUACAAUAUUCAUUACCUGCACACUACUCAAAAUACUUUAGCUGCUGCAGCAUUUGCUUAAUAAAGCAUAAACGUGUCCUUUUCAAUUUUCAGAAUUUUGGAAUUUGACAGUAUUUGAACUGAAAAUCAUCAAAUAAAGCCAACAGCAUAGUUCCAUGA
Messenger RNA from Lepisosteus oculatus (spotted gar), 9024 nucleotides. RefSeq names its product von Willebrand factor (gene vwf). Gene Ontology annotation, cellular component: membrane; extracellular matrix. Lineage: Eukaryota; Metazoa; Chordata; Actinopteri; Semionotiformes; Lepisosteidae. Gene Ontology annotation, biological process: blood coagulation; cell-substrate adhesion. Gene Ontology annotation, molecular function: protein binding. The record is from RefSeq and is a predicted model, not a curated record.